Messenger RNA from Penicillium argentinense, 270 nucleotides. RefSeq lists its product as uncharacterized. The transcript has a single exon. NCBI's taxonomy places the organism in Eukaryota, Fungi, Ascomycota, Eurotiomycetes, Eurotiales, Aspergillaceae. The record is from RefSeq and is a predicted model, not a curated record. Bases 1 to 270 code for a protein of 89 amino acids.
AUGACGCGCUCCACCUUUGGGCAAUUUGGGCCACCAUCCACAACCACCACACUGACACCGUCGAGAGCUAUCACUCACAGACCAGCGGUUGUUCUGGAAGACAUUCCACCCGUUCGGUUCGAUAUGCGAGAUGCCUGGUCGAUGAGGCAGGGACAGGGCAUCCUCGACGUGGAGCGUGGUGAGUUGUUCAUUCAGCCCUUGUCGCUCGCCCUCCCUCGCCUCAUGGUGACCAUGCAAUACUAUUGGGAUGGGAUUGCAUUCAAGUCAUGA